Messenger RNA from Raphanus sativus (radish), 971 nucleotides. RefSeq names its product ER membrane protein complex subunit 8/9 homolog. Lineage: Eukaryota; Viridiplantae; Streptophyta; Magnoliopsida; Brassicales; Brassicaceae. The coding region runs from base 130 to 753 and encodes 207 amino acids. The transcript has 5 exons. The record is from RefSeq and is a predicted model, not a curated record. Gene Ontology annotation, cellular component: EMC complex.
AAAAGAAACUGAUGAUCUCAGAACGUUGUCUCUCGAUUACGCUGCGACUUGAUAAUUCUCAGCGAGUGGAGAUUUAAGAACUGAAUCAUCAUCAGUGAGUCUCCUCCGAUCGAAUCGAGUUAGGUAGGGAUGGGGAGUAACAACGGGGAAUUGAAGUAUGAGAUCUCGCAGAACGCGUACAUCAAACUGGUUCUCCACUCGCUGCGACACAAGACGGCGGCGGUCAACGGAGUCCUCGUCGGUCGAAUCAGCCCCAAGGACGAAGGCCUCGUGGAGAUCUCCGAUUCCGUGCCGCUCUUUCACUCUAACCUCGCUCUCCUUCCUCCUCUCGAGAUCUCCCUCAUCAUGAUAGAGGAGCAUUACGUGGCUCAAGGUUUGAGUAUUGUUGGCUACUUUCACGCCAACGAGAGGUUUGAUGAUGUGGAUCUCUGUGGUGUGGCUAAGAACAUUGGUGAUCACAUCUCUCGCUAUUUCCCUCCUGCACCUAUUCUCUUGUUGAAUAACAAAAAGCUUGAAGCCUUAUCAAAGGUUAAAGAUCGAAGCCCUGUGAUGCAGCUUUGUGUGAAAGAUGCUUCCAAGAACUGGAGAGUGGUUGGAGCUGAUGGAGGAAGCAAGCUACUCUUGAAAGAGCCCUCAGCCAAUGUAGUUUUGUCAGAUUACAUUUCAUCUGAGAAAUGGAAGGACAUCACAGAUGUUGAUGAUCAUCUUGAUGAUAUCACCAAGGACUGGCUAAACCCUGGACUUUUCAACUGAAGACUACGGGUAAUGCAAUAUAGUUUUCCUUUCAUAAUUUUCAAUCGAGAAACAAAACAAAACAAAAAACUCUCAGAAAACCUUGUUGACAAUUUUCAUCGACUCUUGUUCAAGAAUUACGCAGCGUAGCUCAAGUUAUUUGAAUUGGUUACAUCUUUAAACCCUAGUUUUUUUUAUAACUUGAAUGAUAUCUUUUGUGGAUUGUCCUCGUGAUCCAA